This is a messenger RNA of Rotaria sordida, 1245 nucleotides long. NCBI's taxonomy places the organism in Eukaryota, Metazoa, Rotifera, Eurotatoria, Philodinida, Philodinidae. The record is from the annotation of a GenBank genome assembly.
AUGCAUAGCGGUAUUUAUACAAUUCCUGGGUCUGGCUAUAUACAACUGACUUUGAACGGAACUCUCAAUAAUCCAAUUAUUAUUCAAGGUGCACCUAAUGAAUCACGUCCGAUCAUUCAGGGUCCACAAACCGGUCCGAAUGCUCAAAAUGUCAUAAAUAUUCAGGGUUCGAAUUUUAUGGUGAAAUAUAUAGCAUAUACCAAAGGUUCACGAGGCAUUCGUCUGGGACCGGGUGUUACAAAGAACGCCAUUUUUGACUGCAUCUACAUUUACAACAUUACAGGAAUGGCAUUUUCAGCCAAUGAUGUCGGAAAUGAAUAUGUCAACAUAACAUUACGAAACAGUGAGAUGACAAAUACAAACGCUGUGGCUGCUACAACAGGUGAAUGUGUUUAUCUCGGUUGUGAAAAUGAUGGAUGUCGAAUUCGUGAUUCUCUGAUUGAUCACAACUAUUGUCACGAUACACUUGGUUCAUCGGGAGGGUCACGGGCUGGAUUUCAAGUUAAAUCUGGCUCGUAUAAUGUAACCCUUCGUAACAACGUUUGUUACAAUGUAGUGGGACCUUGUAUUCUUGUUUAUGAUGAUUAUGAUCGCGGACGAAACUUGAUUGAUGGAAAUUUGGCCAUAAAUGCUGGAACGGCUGAUGUCGGUAUACAAUGUACAUCGGGAGCGACCAUUACCAAUAAUAUUGUCAUUAAUGCCAAUAUUGCUGGAAUCGCUGUCAUGCAGAACUCGAUUUAUUCUGUUGUUAAUUACAUUCGAAAUAUAACCAUAAAUCAUAAUACUGUUUAUAUGUCAAAAACAGAUGCUUGUCUUCGUCUAAAUGGUAUAACAAAUAAGAACAUAGUAAUCAUGAAUAAUGUACUAUAUUGUGGAAGUCAGCCAUCAAUCAAAGCCUCCAAUGAUUUAACUGGUGUCUUGAUUUAUGCUAACGCUCACAAUGGCACUGUUAGUGCUACUGGCAUUCGAUGGUAUGGAACAUUCCCAGUCUCGAAUAAUGUCUUCACAAAUGUUACAGCCUAUAAUUUCUAUCCGGCUGUAGGAUCUCUAUUGAUCAAUAAUGGUUCAUAUCUAUGUUAUCAACCUCCUUUGUAUGAUUACAAUGGAAUGGUACGAUCCACCACAACACCGACUGUUGGUGCAUAUGAAUAUUCUACUACGACAAACCCUGGCUGUGCAACAAUAAAACAAUACAAAUGUGGUUCAUGCUAUGCUACUGUACCUAAGUAUCGUCUUUUUCCUUAA